GUGUUGGGCCAGCUCUCUGGCAAUCAGUUCGAGCCGAGAUCGCGACGGGUUCGCUUUGAUUUGACGGUUUCACAUCGCCAGUCGAUGCAUUUGCACUCCAAGUUGGCCAAAACCAACAAUAAAAAAGGUUUAAACAAAAAAAACCAACAAUCGCGCAGUAAAUUCAACUAUUUUUAGCGGAUUACGUGAGUGUCAUUUGAAUUUUUUCGGCAUGAAGUAUACGCCCGAUCUGUAAGCGAGAAAAAAAAAGAACAAACAGAGUAUUGGCCAAAUUUGUUAGCCAUCUGUGCUAGUAUCUGUGUGUCUAAGCCAGAGUGUACUUAAGAGUGUGUGUGCUUGUGUGUGUGUGUGUGUGUGGGUCCAAAACCUGCUGCUAUUAUUAGCCUUAGCCAAGAUUAUGGGCGAUUUCAUUAUGGCGCUGCAAUUUGCUGGGCAGCCCGAAAACAGAAGAUUUUUGCGAGCUUAGCUUAGACGGGUUUCCGACCGAAGACCAAAACCGAAUCAACUUUAUAGAGAAGCUGCAAUACGCCUCUCAUUCAUUCAUUCAUGCCAGCGAUUAUAUCAUACUCGUAUGUGUUGGCUGGCAUUUUGGCCAGAACUACUGCCAACGAAAUAGUUUAGGUUUUUGGCCCACACUCCAACGCAAUUUGCAUAUCUCCGAUGAUGUUGACUGGGGCUGGGAGGGACUACGUCAUCGCCUAUACUACUCGCAUUUAUAUUAAUAUUUCUCCACAUUUCUGGCCAUGUUUUUGUUUGUUUUUCGGUUUUCCCGUGCAAGUGAAGUGUAAUGAAAUGUGUUCAACAGCAGCACCAGCAGCAGCAGCCAGAAACUAACAACCUGUCGCAGUUGCUGGCAAAAAGCGUUAAAAAUAAAUAAACGAAACAAUACCACACACAACACCACCAUCAUCAAUUCCAACUGUAUAACAAUGAGGCGAGAAGGCAGCUCCAGCACUUGCUAGUCGUCGUCGUCGCUGGGUCCGGAUCCGGGUCCAUUAGCAGUCAAUCAGUCAGCUGAGCUACCGAGGUGAAGAAGGGGAGCAGCGCCAGAAAUCAGCCAGAGGCAUCCACUUAGGAGGAACCUGAAAAUGCACGAGAGACAAGUGAAGAAGUUGAAGGGCAGCCAUUAUGUGGCCACGCACGGACGCCUCACACCCGACCCGCCCUACGUGCACUCCAACCGCGGCUACUCCACGGACGGGGACGAGACCCACUCCCAUCGCGCCCCCUCGGAGCGCACCUACUCGGAGUAUACGCUGACCCAUGAGCGAGUCUCGCCCCAGUCCCGCAACCAGUAUAAUCCAUCGCGCAAGAAGCGCUCCUCCAGCUCAAAUGGACACCAUCAGCACCUCCAGAGCAGCUAUAGCCACAGUCAGAUGGGCCUCUCCAGUUCCCCAGACAAUGGGGGUCCCCGUUCCCUUAGCGGCCCGCCACCCACGCGCCAGCCACCCCGAGCACCCUCUGCUCUGAGCUAUGAUCAGGCUGGUGACGCCGGCAGUGACAUCUAUGUGACCAGUGCUGCCUACAAGGCGCCCUCGGAGAUCAGUCGCUAUAGUGCCAGACCGGUGUCACGUGGAGCUCCCCGGAGUGUCUAUUCGGUGGCCAGUACUGCCAAAACCGGACGCAGUGCCCGUUCGACGACCAGGAGGGGCGCCAAGAUCGAGACCAUGUCCGCACCGAACCCGUUCUGCCCAAACGUCAAGGGCGUUUGUUGUCUGAUGCUGUUGCUCAAUCUCGGGCUGAUCCUGGUCACCCUGGGCUUUGUCAUUGUGGUGCAGUUCUACGAGCCACUGUACGUGUGGAUCCUGGGCAUCGUUUUCCUGAUCUUUGGUUUCCUAACCCUGAUCGGUUGUAUGAUAUACUGUGUGUAUGUGUUCCGGGACGCCAGGACCCCGUCCCAGGUGCGAAACGAAGAUCUCUACUGGACGCGACACUGGCAGAAGAACAUUGGGUAUACGCCUCAGGAGAUCAACUACAAGGCAGAUAAAUACGAUGCAUACUCUGAUCGGUAUUCGGUCAGCAAGCUGAGUGGAAAAUAUUCGGAUCGGGAGAGCCAGCGAUACUAAUCCAGAUGCGAAGACCCAUCUGCAACUGCCCGGCAAAAUAAAUCUAUAGAAAUCUAUAAAAACCACUUAUAUUUUAACUAAUUAUAAGACUAUGUACUAGUUCUAAACGGUUAUUAACAAGGCCCUCAACGUACCUGCUGCAAGCUGCUUGCUGGUUUGUGUGUUAUAAGAGAAACUGGACGAACACGAAAGGAUACAGAGAGUAUUGUAAUCUGCCAUAUAUGAGAAGGUUCGGCUAAUCAACAAGAGAGUUUUAUGCUAAAAAUGUAACUACGAAUGCAUGUAACAUGAAAGAAAUAAAAAAAAUAAUACGUAA
Drosophila ananassae is the source of this 2382-nucleotide messenger RNA. RefSeq lists its product as uncharacterized. NCBI's taxonomy places the organism in Eukaryota, Metazoa, Arthropoda, Insecta, Diptera, Drosophilidae. The coding region runs from base 1089 to 2066 and encodes 325 amino acids. The transcript is spliced from 4 exons. The record is from RefSeq and is a predicted model, not a curated record.